Molecule: messenger RNA, 765 nt
Organism: Chlamydomonas reinhardtii
Lineage: Eukaryota; Viridiplantae; Chlorophyta; Chlorophyceae; Chlamydomonadales; Chlamydomonadaceae
Exons: 6
Coding region: 167-748 (193 amino acids)
Cellular component (GO): axoneme
Molecular function (GO): dynein heavy chain binding
Source: RefSeq, a predicted model, not a curated record
CGGCAUGUGGACCAGUGGGCUGGCAUGGCAGCGUCGCCCUCGCAACAUCGCGAAGGUUUGACGCGCUACAACUUAAAUCGAAUAAUUACCUUUAUCCAAACGCACAUAAGACGUUGUAGACCUACGAGGCUAAGCUUUCGCUGGUCACAGGCUCGCGCUAGACGAAAUGAUACCCCCGCUGUCGUCUCUCGUCCGCUAUGACAAUCCUGUCCUAGUUAGCACAAGCAAGGAUAAGGGAAAGGGCGCCAAAGGCACGCCGGGCAAGAAGGGAGCACUACCGCCUGUGGAGCAGAAGCCAGGGCUAACGCAAACCGAGGACAUUCUAAACUCUAUUCUGCCCCCAAGGGAAUGGACUGAGGAUGGCCAGCUGUGGGUCCAGUACGUGUCCAGCACUCCGGCAACCCGCCUGGAUGUUAUCAACCUGCAAGAGAAACUCGACCAGCAGCUCCAGCAGCGCCAGGCGCGUGAGACGGGCAUCUGCCCCAUCCGCGAGGAGCUCUACGCGCAGACGUUUGAUGAGCUCAUCCGCCAGGUGACCAUCAACUGCGCUGAGCGCGGUCUGCUGCUACUGCGUGUACGCGACGAGAUGCGCAUGACCAUUGCCGCGUACCAGACCCUGUACGAGAGCGCAGUGGCGUUCGGCAUUCGGAAAGCACUGCAGACGGAGCAGGGAAAGAGCGAGAUGGAGUCGCGGAUCACGCAGUUGGAGGGGGAUGUCAAGGACCUGGAGCGGCAGCUGGGGUUGUGACAAAACGCACGCCCCGC